This is a messenger RNA of Plutella xylostella (diamondback moth), 924 nucleotides long. RefSeq names its product thioredoxin domain-containing protein 17. NCBI's taxonomy places the organism in Eukaryota, Metazoa, Arthropoda, Insecta, Lepidoptera, Plutellidae. The record is from RefSeq and is a predicted model, not a curated record. Gene Ontology annotation, molecular function: protein-disulfide reductase [NAD(P)H] activity. Gene Ontology annotation, cellular component: cytosol.
AUUGCUUGUGAACUUGAAUUUCAUCGAAUUUUAUUUUAUUUCAUUUCAUUUUCUUGUUUUGCUUGCGUGACACGCCGGAUUUGAUUGUUAGUUAAAUUAGUAAUUACCUACGGUUUCUUAAACCCAUAACCGGCAUAAUGGUUUCUGUAAAUAAUGUAUCCGGUUUCUCGGAACUUGAAAACUUUUUGAGUAAUGUUGACUCGAAGAAAUCCGUGUACUUAUACUUUACUGGAAGUAAAUUAGAAAAUGGUCUAAGUUGGUGUCCGGAUUGUGUAGAAGCUGAACCCGUUGUCAAAGCAGUUUUAAGCGAGCUGAAGAAGGAUGUGGUGUUCGCCUAUGUGGAUGUAGGCACCAGGGAAUACUGGAAAGACAAGGACUGUCCAUUCAGAACUGACAAGCGCACAAAACUGCUCGUCAUCCCAACACUGAUCAAGUAUAAAGGAGUACAAAGACUGGAAGGGUCACAGUUGAACAACCGAGAACUUCUUCAGAUGAUGUUUGAGGAUGAAGAAUAGGAGUUGGCUAAAGCCUGACUAGAAGAAAGAAGAAACUGAUAAGUAUAUGUUUAUUAUGUAUACUUCUUGUAGCCGGCAUUAUGGUUAAAACAUCCAAAUAUUGAAAUUUUGUAAUAGAGGCAAUCAUUGCACUGUAUAUGCAUUUUUAUUAAGUUUUUAUACAAAUAAUACUAUGAUCCGUUUGAUGAGAUGCAUCAAAUGAUCAAGAUGUUGUGGCCAAUGAUAAUGAUGAUGGUGCAUCUGAUGCGGAAAAUCGGACAUUUAACUCUUAAGCCAUGCAAUGCAGAUAUUUUUUUCUGGUCAGGAUUUAAUUUUUCAUGUAAUUUACAUUGUAAUCAGUUUGUAUAUAAAGUUACUAAGAUAAGGGAAUGCUCUUUGCAAAUCUAAUAAAUAUAUUUUCAAAUCCAAA